Mercenaria mercenaria is the source of this 2028-nucleotide messenger RNA. RefSeq lists its product as uncharacterized. The record is from RefSeq and is a predicted model, not a curated record. Gene Ontology annotation, molecular function: nucleic acid binding. Gene Ontology annotation, biological process: DNA integration. Bases 1 to 2028 code for a protein of 675 amino acids. NCBI's taxonomy places the organism in Eukaryota, Metazoa, Mollusca, Bivalvia, Venerida, Veneridae. The transcript has a single exon.
AUGUUCAGCGAUGGUUCGGAGUUAGGCUACGGCGCAUGCGCAUACCUACGUAUGGUGGAUGAAGAUGACAGAGUGAUGUGUUCCUUAGUCCUCGGUAAAUCUCGCCUUGCACCAAUGAAACAGAUUUCUAUACCUCGCCUAGAACUGUCUGGAGCUGUAGUCGCAUGCCGCAUGUAUGCAAUGUUAUCAGAAGACCUCGACAUGAAAAUCGACCAAGCCGUGUUCUGGACUUAUUCUACAAUACUGCUGGGAUAUAUCAAUAACGCAUCACGACGUUUCAAAACGUUUGUAGGUAACAGACUCAGUGUCAUUCAUGAAACUACGUCACCUGACCAAUGGCGCCAUGUUGAUUCCGGUACGAAUCCCGCCGACAUUGCGUCUAGAGGUAUCGACCAAAGUGAUACACAAAGACUACAAACAUGGCUUACGGGUCCUAAAUUCCUUCUUCAAGAUCCAACUGCUUGGCCUGCCCAUAGCCGUGUGCCGGAAUUAGCAGAUGAUGACACGGAAGUAAAGAAGGAAGCUGUAAUAAAUAGUACAACGACAGAUACAGAAAUUGACAGAAUUAUAAUGCGUUACUCCGAUUUGAUCAAACUACAACGAGCAUUCGUAUGGCUGCAAAGAUUUAAAACUUAUUGCAGAUAUCGUUAUCUAAAACAUGACGUACAAGUACUCACAGGCGAUAUUACAGUAAUAGAAGUACGGAACGCCACACGAGACAUAUUAAAAUGUGCACAGAAAGGACACUUUUCUGAAGAACUCUCAGCACUGAGAAUGGAUAAUCCAGUGAAGAAAGAUAGUAGAAUCGAAUCUUUGAAUCCAAUAUUACAUGACGGUCUCAUACGAGUACAUGGGAGAGUGAGACGGGAGAAUCUCCAAGAAUAUCCGGUUAUUCUACCCAGCAAACAUCACGUGACUACGCUAAUAGUUAGUCAUUACCACAACAUCAAUGGUCACGUGGGAACUCAGCAGGUGCUUGCAGCUACGCGGGAAAAGUAUUGGAUACUACAUGGAUCCAGUUCGGUAAAAAAGACAAUAGGGAAUUGUUUUAUAUGCAGACGACAACACAGUCCACUAAUGACACAACAGAUGGCCCCACUUGUUUCAGAACAAACCACUCCAGACAAACCACCAUUUACCUACAUAGGCGUAGAUUACUUCGGUCCACUGUUAGUUAAGUCGGGACGCUCACAUACGAAAAGAUAUGGUUGUCUAUUAACUUGUUUAGCAACUAGAGCAGUUCACAUUGAAAUUGCCUAUAGUCUGACAACAGAUUCAUUUAUCGCAGCCUUUCAGCGUUUCACCAGCCGACGUGGGAUUCCUGAAAAGGUAUUCAGCGACAACGGAUCGAAUCUUGUAAGCGGUGACAGAGAACUAAAACAAUCAAUACAAGAAUGGAACCAGUCAAAAAUAGGACAAUACAUGGUUCAACAUGAAAUUGAAUGGCACUUCAACCCUCCAUAUGCCAGCCAUAGGGGCGGUGCUUGGGAGAGACUGAUUCGGUCAACGCGUUCUAUUUUAAAGGCUAUCGCUAGAGAGCAACUACUCACAGAAGAAAAACUGGUGACGUUAAUGGCGGAAGCUGAGAGAAUAAUGAAUGAUCGACCGGUAACACAAGUGAGUAAUGAUCCAAAUGAUCCUAUGGCACUUACACCUAACAUGUUACUAUUGUUUAAAGCCAAUUCAAGCAUGCCCAGAGGAAAUUUCAAGAAAACUGAUACGUACUCUAAACGAUGGUGGAGACAAAUACAAUACUUGUCCGAUGUAUUCUGGCGAAGAUGGAUUCGUGAGUACUUACCUAAACUCCAGAUACGUCAUAAAUGGCAUAGAGUGAAAACUGAUCUACGUGAAGGCGAUGUCGUACUUGUUGCUGAUUACAACGUACCAAGAGGGCAGUGGCCGCUAGGCAGAGUUACCAAACUAUAUAUUGGUCGGGAUGGGCAUGUACGUAGCUGUGGGGUGAGGACUCGCAAUUCAGAAUCAGUUAAACCUAUCACUAGACUAUGUCUGUUAGAGAGUUCACAGUAA